Molecule: messenger RNA, 3389 nt
Organism: Musa acuminata subsp. malaccensis (wild Malaysian banana)
Lineage: Eukaryota; Viridiplantae; Streptophyta; Magnoliopsida; Zingiberales; Musaceae
Product: probable transcription factor KAN4
Biological process (GO): abaxial cell fate specification; regulation of DNA-templated transcription
Molecular function (GO): transcription cis-regulatory region binding
Source: RefSeq, a predicted model, not a curated record
GAGGAAAGAGAUCUUACAUUCUCUCUCUCUAGGUAUCAUACCUCUGCAUCCUUCAAAUAUAUACUCUCUUUCUCCCACUGGGUCAGUCUCUCUCAUCUCAUGCCUAGCUAUCUGGGAACCCUGCAAUUCCUUCGCCUCUUCCUGCCAUCCUACAGCAUUUAUUAUCCUCUUGCUAGGUCCUAGACAUUUGCCAUUCUCCUACCACCAUCCUAGUCUUGUCACUCUCUCUCUCUCUAGCUUCUUUGUAGUUUAUAGUCUGUAAACACAACACCUAUGGAAAUCAUAACCCACUCAUGACCUAAUAAUCACCCAAAAGCUUCUAUUUAUUCCACCAUUCCACACCAUCUCCUUUUCAUUCGCCACUCUAGUCCACCACCUAUCUCUGUCUCCCUUUCCCAGUAUCAACCCUUCCUCGUUCUUCCAAAACGCUCUUCACCUAAACUUUAAUUCUCAGCAGAAGAAAGACUCUCUUCAUAUUGGUUGUCUUGAUCUUCCCGUGCCUGCUCCGUUGAGCUUAAAUGGCAACCAUCUUUCCUGAUCUCUCACUCCACAUCAGUCCACCAGCGAUCUCCGUAGACGGAAGCUCGGUGACGGGGGUUUUCUUUGGGGAAGCAGCGACGUCCAUCUCCGGCAGAAGCGAGGGCGACAUGGGCCAUGAUCAAGCCUUCUUGCACCACGACCAAGGUCGGGAGUUCGACCAUGCCGAACCGACGCUGAGCCUAGGGCUGGAGGCGCCGGGGUCAAGUGUCGCUGAUCGCCACGACCUACACCACCGCGAUCACCACCACCAUCAUCACCAUGACCAACUUCGUCACCCUCAGACCUAUGGAUUUAAGAGGAACUCACGAUCGGCUCAAGGAGGGAAGAGGAGCGUCAGGGCUCCAAGAAUGAGGUGGACUACCACCCUCCACGCUCAUUUUGUCCAUGCGGUGGAGCUCCUCGGCGGCCACGAGAGAGCUACGCCAAAAUCGGUCUUGGAGCUGAUGAACGUGAAGGACCUCACGCUAGCUCAUGUAAAGAGCCAUCUGCAGAUGUAUAGAACAGUGAAGAGCACUGACAGGGGAGCGGCAGGCCAAGGUCAGGCAGAAAUGUGCUUCAACCAGAGGAGAGGGAUGGAGGAAGUGGAGGGAGGACUGUCAUGUGAUAAAGCUGGGAAUGAGAUCACCCCUCCUUGUAGUUCCCUCAGCACGCCAACCCCACCAACACCACAAUCCAAGUCUCCUAGAAAGCUAAAUCCAUCUGGAGAGGGGUGUGCUUGGAACAUUGCACGCUUGCUAAACAAUGACAAUAAGGUACUACUGAUGGAGGAUCAACCACAAGAACUGAGACCAACUCUGGUGCCACCCUCCAUGCCUCCCCGGAUGCCUAACCUUGAAAUCACAUUGGGCCGCCAGAGUUGGCAGAUGGCGUACGCUGAAACUUCAAACGAGAUGACUCUUCUCAGGUGUUUGUGAAGUUAGGAGGUGUCCAACUACAUCAUUUUUCAUGUCGACGAAAAAUGGAAAGAGAAAAAGGAAAGAAAGAGAAGAAAUCCUGCUGUUUUUGAGCUUUCAUCGAGGCUGGAGAACUUAGUGAUGUGGAUGUAAAAUACUUUGGAUAGCAUUUGAGUCGACUACUGUGUGCUGCGAAUGCUGGUUGGAGAUUGCGCAGAUCAUUUUGAAAACAUUUCACAUCCCAAAUAGUAGAAAAAAGAUUUCCAGAUUAAUCUGCGGAUUUCCGAUUACCAACAGAAGUCAAACCUCCUACCCUACAAGAAGACGACAGAAGUCAACCUUCCAAUUCGCUGACGCAGUCAUCGUUCAGCCGCAGGUUCCGAAAAAGAAAAGCCCACAGAAAAACGAUGCAGGAUUGAACUUCCGAUAUCAUAUCCAUGAGAAAAGUAGAUCAUGGAAAAGAAGACUGUGGGCGAGUGAGAGCACACAGAAGGAACAGCGAAAGGCAUGCAGCAUAUCGUGUCCCUUGGUUUUCCUUCCGAAGCCGAGAGCUCUUUUUAUACAAGAGCUCUCCAGCUUGUUUCUAGCUCAGGUCUCUCGUCUGCUACCUUGGCCAUGUCGAGCUUGAUGGAGAUUUGGAGUGCAGGGCUCGAAAAGCUUCGCACGAAACGCCAUGACGGCGUCUUCUCGUCCGGGGGUCGAGGCAGCGUCAAGAAAGAGCGGGAGACAUCUCUUCUUGGCUUCCCACGCCUGAGUCAGGCCGUGAAAAGCAAGUUGCUGCAGCAAUCAGAAGAAUGCAUCGACUCCGAAACCACUCUGUCGAUUCUUGUAGAUUGCUUUGGCCUUUAGAUUCAGUUCUUGAGGCAUGUUCAGCUAACCAAAGUUUUGUAUUCAUGUAUCUGUCUCAGUACGCUCCCGUAUGUACUCAUGCUGUUAUAUUGGCGAACAUUUGCAAUCAUCCGAUCUCUUUCUCUGCGGAACACUAUCUUUUAAACUUACCAGAAACAUUACACUCCUGUGAAGUAGAAGGCGUUCUUGUUUUAUACCCAGAAACAUCAUAACCGAGAAUUUACAUCACAAUAAAUCCUUGUUUUGAGAAGAUACGAUAGGCAUCAUGUUAUUCAAAGUAUUUCUAGUUCUACUAUUAUCUUCUUUCUUCAUGAAGUUCGCAGAAAGUCAACAAUCAGGACAAAAGUUUGCGUAAAGUCAACAAGAAAGACAAGGGAAUCAAAGAGUGCCCAUGCACACAAAAAGGAAGAAGAAGAUGCGGUAGAUCCUUGCCAAACAAGAAAAACCCUCCAACUCAGCCCAAAUCGCCAUCAAUCAUCUAGAUCAUUUCUAAUCCGUGUCAAAUUGUGUAGGCGUUGAUGUGACACCUACGCGGUUCACCGAGCAAUUCCCUGCAGCGGAAGCCAAUGGGCUGGGAAAACCAUUGCGUGACGCAGCCAAUGUGGGGGGCAACAGAGAUAAGAAGAGACGACCGUGGAGCUCAACCCCUGCUUUCUUCCUCCUCCUCUCGAUAUAUACUUAGCGAAACCUGUGUAGCUUUGAACAGGAGCAUUCUGAGAAGAAGUAGCAGAGAUGUCAGGCUUUGUGGGAAUGUGGGUGGGUGGAGUCAUUGCCAAGCUCGGGAGUAAACAGCAGAGCACCGGGACUUGCAGCUCCGCCAGGCAGGAGGAAGACGAGGUGAAAGGAACCGAAGUACUGCUUACAGCGGAGGAGGAAGCUGUUCGGGAGAAGCGGCGGCAGAGGAGGACGACCACGCUCUCGGAAGCCACCGUUUGCAUGCUCAUGGAUCGGUUCGCGCCCAGUUGAUCCUUAAAACAUGUAUGUAAGUGAGGGCAGACUGCUUCCUACUGUUCUGCAUCUGCCGCAACUGCAGAGCAGGAGAUAUACUCCUAAAUCUGUGUGAAAUAUAUAGGGAAAUAUUGAUAUUAUGAUCACAAGGUAUAAAAA